CCUCCUUUUCGAGCAUUGCCGCUACUAGAAGUGUAGAGAACAAGUGAAAACCCCUCUUCGCGACGCCGUAACUAGAUUUCGAGCCGGAGAUCCAGACUCUCGGAUUCUCCGUCCGUCGUCUCCGACUUUGAUUUCUCCGUCAGAUCAGGUUCGAGUCUGUAAGAUAUAUACAGGAUGCCGGGCGAUAACAUUUUCAAAGAUGAAGCUAGUGAGGAGAAAGGAGAGCGUGCCCGAUUGGCUUCAUUUGUGGGUGCAAUGGCAAUUGCUGACCUCGUCAAGACAACCUUAGGGCCAAAGGGGAUGGAUAAAAUACUGCAAUCAACAGGAAGAGGACAUGAAGUUACUGUUACCAAUGAUGGAGCCACCAUCUUAAAGUCGCUGCAUAUUGACAAUGCAGCUGCUAAAGUCCUUGUUGAUAUUUCAAAAGUUCAAGAUGAUGAAGUUGGUGACGGGACAACUUCUGUUGUUGUUCUGGCGGGAGAACUCUUGAGGGAGGCAGAAAAGCUAGUUGCAGCGAAGAUUCACCCAAUGACAAUUAUAUCAGGUUAUCGAAUGGCAGCUGAAUGUGCUCGUGAUGCUUUGUUGAAGAAGGUUGUUGAUAAUAAGGCUGAUUCUGAGAGAUUUAAGUCAGACUUGAUGAAAAUUGCAAAGACUACUUUGAGCUCCAAAAUUCUUUCCCAGGAUAAGGAGCAUUUUGCGCAACUAGCAGUGGAUGCUGUGAUGCGACUGCAGGGAAGCACCAACUUAGAGUCUAUACAAAUUAUAAAGAAACCUGGUGGAUCACUCAAGGAUUCCUUUUUGGAUGAAGGAUUUAUUCUUGACAAGAAAAUAGGUCUUGGUCAGCCCAAACGUAUAGAGAAUGCCAAGAUUUUGGUUGCAAAUACAGCAAUGGACACAGACAAAGUGAAGAUUUAUGGGGCUCGUGUUCGUGUUGAUUCAAUGUCUAAGGUUGCUGAAAUUGAAGUGGCCGAAAAAGAAAAAAUGAGGGAAAAGGUGAAGAAGAUCAUCGGUCAUGGGAUUAACUGCUUUGUUAACAGACAGCUGAUUUACAAUUUCCCAGAAGAGCUGUUUGCAGAUGCAGGAAUACUUGCAAUUGAGCAUGCUGAUUUUGAUGGCAUUGAACGUUUGGCCUUGGUAACUGGUGGUGAAAUUGCAUCAACGUUUGAUAAUCCCGAGUCAGUUAAGCUUGGGCACUGCGAUCUCAUUGAGGAAAUCAUGAUUGGUGAGGACAAGUUGAUCCACUUUUCUGGUGUUGAACUGGGCCAGGCUUGUACAAUAGUAUUGAGGGGCGCAAGCCAUCAUGUGCUGGACGAGGCUGAAAGGUCUCUGCACGAUGCCUUGUGUGUUCUGUCUCAGACAGUCAAUGACAGCAGGGUUUUGCUUGGAGGUGGAUGGCCUGAGAUGAUUAUGGCCAAGGAAGUUGAUGUGCUAGCCAAGAAGACUCCUGGAAAGAAAUCUCAUGCUAUUGAAGCCUUCGCACGGGCACUCUUGACCAUUCCAACCAUCAUUGCUGACAAUGCUGGUUUGGACAGUGCUGAGUUGGUUGCAAAGCUACGUGCUGAACACCACAAGGAAGGAUGCACUGCUGGGAUUGACGUCAUCUCUGGAACUGUGGGAGACAUGGCAGAACGAGGGAUAUCUGAAGCAUUUAAAGUUAAGCAGGCUGUCUUGCUCUCUGCGACAGAGGCCGCAGAGAUGAUUCUUAGAGUUGAUGAGAUCAUCACAUGUGCACCACGACAGAGAGAAAAUAGAAUGUGAAAAGCUGGAUAGAACAAUAUUCCAGUAGCUAUCAAACUGUUUUGACAUAUGCCCUUGUCGCGGCACUUAUGUAUGAUUGUGUAUGUUGACGUUUUAGUUUGAUGGGAUUAAGAUUUUGCAGAAAGGUUUUGGUGUGGUCUAAUUGCAACUGAUGACUUAUUUUAUGA
Rosa rugosa (rugosa rose) is the source of this 1925-nucleotide messenger RNA. RefSeq names its product T-complex protein 1 subunit beta. Gene Ontology annotation, cellular component: chaperonin-containing T-complex; cytosol. The record is from RefSeq and is a predicted model, not a curated record. Gene Ontology annotation, biological process: protein folding. Lineage: Eukaryota; Viridiplantae; Streptophyta; Magnoliopsida; Rosales; Rosaceae. The transcript has 12 exons. Bases 175 to 1758 code for a protein of 527 amino acids. Gene Ontology annotation, molecular function: ATP binding; ATP hydrolysis activity; ATP-dependent protein folding chaperone.